Messenger RNA from Dentiscutata erythropus, 132 nucleotides. Lineage: Eukaryota; Fungi; Glomeromycota; Glomeromycetes; Diversisporales; Gigasporaceae. The record is from the annotation of a GenBank genome assembly.
AUGUCGGAAGCUUCGUUGAAAGAAGCAAAGGAAAAAGUGCAAGUACUAGAAGUACAAGUCAAAAGUCUACAACUCGACCGAGAUAGUUCUGCUCAAGAAAUGAAGACACUCAAAAAAGACAAUAAGCGAUAG